UGUUAGCUGGGUGAUGAUGUUCGGUCUCAAGAUACGACUUGCUUUGCUGUUGAGCACAAGCGCGGCGUAUCUCAGGAAUUUUAAAUGUUUUUUCCAGUAAGAAGACACUGCAGGAUAUUUUUGUGCAAUUGCAGUUUGGAUAAUUGAUGCUAAGAUGGGAAACUCAUAUGCUGGGCAGCUGAAAACGACUCGUUUUGAGGAAGUCUUGCACAACUCCAUAGAGGCGUCUCUUCGCUCCAAUAACGUAGUGCCUCGACCUGUCUUCUCACAGCUGUAUCUAGAAACUGAACAACAGGUCACAUCACUUAACGCUGGCAGGUCAGUAAACGAGGAGGAAGAUGAAGACGAUGGCUCAGACUCAAACAGCUCUCUGAUUCCAUACCAGAUGAACACUCCUCCUGAAGGCUGCUGCUCCACAGAUGGAUUCUGUCAGUCUGGAAAAGACCUGCGUCUGGCCUCCAUUUCUAAUGAGCAAAUAGAAGUUCCCUCAGGUUUUCUACUAGUUGGAGUGAAGUCUUCAAAUUUACCAGACCACCUCCUGGUUUGUGCUGUUGACCACAGGUUUCUUCCAGAUGAGAGUGGACGAAAUGCACUUUUAGGUUUCUCAGGUAACUGUGUGGGCUGUGGGGAGAAAGGCUUUCGUUACUUCACUGAGUUCUCCAAUCACAUCAACCUCAAGCUGACAACCCAGCCAAAGAAGCAGAAGCACUUAAAGUAUUACCUUUUCAGGAAUGCCCAGGGGUAUCUGGUCAAAGGACCUCUUAUUUGCUGGAAAGGGGCAGAAAGCAAAGUGAAACAAGCAGUUUGUAACACCUCCAUGAGCCAUCCCUCACCAGAAGAACAGGAUUACCUGGCUCCUGCUAUCCCUGCAGAAUCACUCACAGCCUCAGGGCAGGCUGCCCCAGUCGCAAGCCCUUAUACAGGUAUACCCCCUGAUCAGACAGUCCCCUCUUUGGUGCCAGGGACGCCCGCUGCUUACUACAAUGGCAGAGAUUGUCUCGCCAGCCAGCAGUCAUCAAGAACCUGCGGCCUGCCAGCCCAUAGCGUCAACAGGCCUUCAGUGAUAGGCACCAUAACUAAUUCUGGGCCUCCGAAGAAACGCCACAAAGGCUGGUCUCCGGAGUCCCCAUCCACUACUGACCCAUCUACAAAGAACAACCACUCCACGUCAGGCAAUAACAUUAAAGCUGACAGUGGAGCGCCGGUGUGUUUGUCUCAGUCAGCCUCAGGAGCAGCAAUCCCUUCUCCAUUACUGACCUCUGGGGAAACUGUGACGGUGCCAGAUAACCUCCUGAAAAUAUGCAGGACUCGGCCUGUUCUUUUUAAAGGACAUGGAAAUUUGCCUUACCUUUGUGGAAACGUGAGUGAUGUGAUAGUCAGCACGCUUCUACAGUCCUGUUACAAGAAUUCGCAGGCUCUGCCCAGAGUCUAUGAGCAAUAUGGCACCUCCCCCAUUCAACCUCUUUCUGUAGAGAUGCAGAUUUUGCUGACAGUCUACUACCUGGUCCAGCUUGCCCCCGACCAGGUCCCUCUCAUGGAGGAUUUGGAGCAGAUCCUUAUGCACUCCUGGCGGGAGUCGCACCUGAUGGAGAUCAGGCAGUACCAGCAGACCCACCCCCAGCUUCCCUCGCCGGCUUGCAGUCAGGCGCAGCAGCCUGUCACCCCCGCGCAGCUGCCCUGGCUGGCCAGGCUGGCCACCAGCUCCUGCAGCGACAGCGUGCGCGUCGCCGAAGCCACCGGCUCCCUGGCCGAGGGGCUGGCCGAGGCCUUCCGCUGUCUGGCGGAGGGCAAACUGUCGCGGACUAACUUUGUGGUCAUCAUCUGUGCUGCAAAUGCCCGAGAGACGGAGUCUUGUGUGCUGGUGACAGGAAAAUACCAGGCUCGUGCCCUGGCAGAAAGCAUGUUUACACCAACUGAGUUUCUCAAGGAGAUCAGCUACGAGUUGGCUGCAGGAAAGGAUGGAGUUCUAAGGACGUUCUUCAGCACCCUUUGUCCAGAGGGAGAUGUGGAUACUUUACAAGAGAAAAUCAGUUUUGAGAAAAGUGACCACAUGUAUGUAUCAAGUAAUACUGGAUCCUUAAACAAAGCCAUUUGUUCAGAGUUCAAAGUUGAGUGGCAUGAGAUUCGCCCAAUCCAGUUGGCUGUAGCUCGGAAACUGCUUUCACAUGUCUGCGCCAUAGCGGACUCAAGCACUCAGAACUUGGAUCUCGGCUCCUUUGAGAAAGUGGAGUUUCUAAUCUUCGUCCCACCUUCAGAAGUGACUUUCCAACAGAUCGUGCUGCAUCUUUGGAGCUCAGGGAUUUUGUUGGAGCUGGGCCUGGAAAAGGACCGCACAUCAAAGAAGGGAGCAGAGCAGUAUGUGGUGAAACUGGACUUGGAUGCCCAGGGCAAAAUCAAUGCUUUCAUUCAGAAAUCCAAGAUGAACCCAUACACAUUGUUCAUUCUGGUGCAUGACCACGCCCACUGGGACCUAAGCAGUGGUCCUUUCACUCCAGGUGACUUGUGCACGGGCCUGGUGGACGGCCUCCUGAACUGCAGAGAAAUUAGGGAAGCCCCCAACAUCUUGACUCUUCAUGUCACCUCCUUUCCCUUCGCUCUCCAGACUCAGUACACACGGGUCAGCCCCUACAAUGAGAUUCACUGGCCUUCAGCCUACAGCAAUGAUGUUGAUUUGUAUCACGAAAAUACAAAAUACUUUGGUCUUUCCGAGUUCAUCGAUUCCAGCCGCUCUGGAAGCAGCCUACCUCUAAUGAGAUAUGACAACUCCUUUGAGGCAAUGGUGAUGGGCUUGGGGGAAAGGUUUCCCAAGAUCCACAGUGCUAUUAUAAGAACAUAUGUCCUAAUGCAACAUUAUGCUGUGGCCAUGAUGGCAGUGUCCGGCAGUUUGCACCUGAAGAAGUACACAUCGGUGGAGACCCUGGAGAUUGUCCAGAACCUCGUGAACUCGCCGCAGAAGUGCCCCAGCCGCCACGGUCACAUGGUGCUGCUCAGAAUCCCAUCUCUCCCUCUGGCGAGAGUGGCCUACGAGCGCCUUUGUCAAGUCAGAGAACGGCUUGGGUUACAGCAUCUGUUUGAAGUCAUCCUGGGAAAUCCCAGCUCUCCCCUCUCUGUAGGAAAGCACUUUGUGGAUCAGCUGAAGAUAUGGUUAAAAAUCCAAGAUGCAGACUGGGUCCCUCGAACCUAUCUGGAGUUGGAAGCCUUGCCUUGUAUAUUAAUCUUAACAGGGAUGGACCCACAGGGAGAGUCGCUUCCCAGGUCUCUGAAAUACUGUGAUCUUCGCUUGAUAAACUCCACCUACUUAAUGAGGACAGCUCUCGAGCAGGAGUUGGGACUGGCCGCGUAUCUGGUAAAGUCCGACCAGCUGAGAGAUAAGGCCGCUGUGAGUGACCUCUCAGACAGUGACCCCGAGAAGCUAAGUGGCACUGACAAUGAGGAUGAGGAGCUGGUUGGUGAUGGUGAUGCUCUCAGCUCUAUAAAAAGAAGUCCUGUAAAGAGACAGAGGUCUUUCUCCCAUGAUUCUGCUGCCUCAUCUGUGUCUUCAAAAUCUUCAACAGUGAGCAGUGAGCCUCCCACAGAAAAACUUGGGACAAAUCCUCAUCCUGCAGAGGCCUCUAACCCUGAUAGCAGAGUCAGGGACAUGGACACACAGAAGCUCAGCCUGGAGAGAGCGACCAGAGAGCCAUGCGACGAAACCAGCCCAUCCUGUGACGUGCUCGAAGGCCAGAGGCGACAGUCGAAGUCUACUUCCUCAGGUUCUUCUUCGGCUCAGAAUUCUGCAGUUUCCCACCCUGUCCAGAGGUGCUCCUGGGCCAAGAGCUUAAACCAGCCACCUAUUGUGCUCCUGCCGAAAGCUGUGUACGACAUCGUCCUCGCCGUCGACGGCAGCGGUCUGCCCAAGUCAACCUCCUUCCUCCCCCACCACUCGGUGAACUGGGCCAGCUCGUUCCGCCCCCUGCUCAGCAAGAUGAUGACCUGUACUGAGCAGUCUCUGUAUUACCGCCAGUGGACUGUCCCCAGGCCGAACCACAUGGACAGCAACAACAGAGCAGAGGGCAGAAUAGACAACUUCCAUCCUAGAAGACUCCUACUCAGUGGGCCACCACAGGUAGGGAAAACGGGAGCUUAUCUGCAGUUCUUAAGUAUCUUAUCCCGGAUGCUGAUUCGGCUAAUGGAGGUUGAUAUCUAUGAUGAAGAGGAUAUUAACACAAGUGUAAAGGAGGAAUCUGUUCAGUACCACCAGCCUGGAGCAGCAAGGCCUAACAUUGACAUCAUCAGAGCAAUGCCUUUUGACUACACAGUCCACGAUCCCAAGUAUGAAGAUGUCAGCCCUGUAUAUUCUCCAGACUUCUCUUUUGGCAGUGAAGGAAGUUCUAGGAGGCACGAUGAAGUCUAUUUGUGUCGCCGCACAAAUAGAAUGAAGCUCUCAAAAUAUGCGGCGUAUAACACCUACCACCACUGUGAGCAGUGCCACCAGUACAUGGGCUUCAACCCCCGAUACCAGCUGUACGAGUCCACUCUGCAUGCCUUCACCUUCUCGUAUUUGAUGCUCGGAGAAGAGAUUCAGCUUUACUUCAUCAUUCCGAAGUCUAAAGAACAUCACUUCACCUUCAGCCAGCCCGGGGGCCAGCUGGAGAGCAUGAGGCUGCCGCUAACCACUGACAGGAAUCCCGACUGCAUCAAGAGUCCUAUUUUUACCCCAACGACUGGUCGGCAUGAGCAUGGUCUUUUCAACCUGCACCAUGCAAUGGAUGGCGCCAGCCACUUGCACAUACUGGUGGUUAAGGAAUACGAGAUGGCCGUGUACAAGAAAUACUGGCCUAACCACAUCAUGCUGGUCCUGCCUACGAUAUUUAAUGGAGCUGGUGUAGGCGCAGCUCAUUUCCUAAUCAAAGAGCUUUCCUACCACAAUUUGGAGCUUGAGCGGAGCAGGCAGGAGGAGCUGGGCAUCAGGCCUCAAGAUAUCUGGCCUUUCAUCAUCCUAGCUGAUGACUCCUGUGUCAUGUGGAACAUUGUAGAUGUUAGCGCAGACAAUAAAAGCCAGCCCACAGCCGUGGAGAGGAACGUGUCUUUGAAACACGUCUUGCAGCACAUCGAGGGGACCCCAGGUGUCACGCUGUACGGCAUCUGCGGGAUGCGAAAGUGGUCGAGCCGAGGCAGCGCCGCUCCGAGCAAGGAGCCCUUCUCCCGCUGCCACGUUCACGACUUCGUCCUGCUCAACAUUGACCUCACCCAGAACGUCCAGUACAACCAGAACAGGUUUACCUGCGAUGAUAUAGAUUUCAACCUCCGGGUGCACAAUGCUGGUCUGCUGAUAUGCCGGUUUAAUAAUUUCAAUGUUAUGAAGAAGCAAAUUGCUAUUGGGGGACAUCGCACUUUCAUCAUCAAGUCCAAGGUUUGUGGUUCGUUACAGGUGAAUGAUGUGCCGUCUACUGUACCUCCCUCGCAGUACAUCUGUGCUCCUGACAGCAAACACACUUUCCUGUCGGCACCUGCGCAGCUGCUGCUGGAGAAGUAUCUGCAGCACACCAGCCAGCGGCUUUUCCCAUUGUCUCUGAGGAACUAUAGUCACCCUGUGCUGUCCGUGGACUGCUACCUCAACCUGGGCCCAGAGGUGACUGUGUGCUAUGUAAGCUCUCGGCCUCACUCCAUUAACAUCAGCACUGCUGGGCUGCUCUUCAGUGGCCUGCUCCUGUACGUCUGUGAUUCCUUUGUGACACCUGGCUUUCUGAAGAAGUUCCAUUUCUUAAAAGGUGCGGCUCUGUGCGUGAUCUGCCAGGACCGCAACUCGCUGCGCCAGACGGUGGUCAGGCUGGAGCUCGAGGAGGAGUGGAGGCUGCGCCUGAGAGACGAGUUCCAGACCGCCAACUCCAAAGAGGACAAGCCCCUCUUCUUUCUCACGGGCAAGCAUGUCUGAGCCUCUCCCGCCUGCAGGCACAACUGACCCGCAGACCUUAAAAAGCAUCACGUAUAAAAAGCUGCGCUCAUGAAGUGACUGAAAUAAAGGGGACAUCAUCCAAAGCAGAUCUUUACUAUACUCAUAUACUCACUACUUGUUUCUGUGAUUUGGACAAGUAGAAACCUGGAGAACCGAUGUUGUGCGAGUGUUUUUAGAAGCUUAUGCCCAUUGCGAAAAGACCUUUAUCCUGUAAUAUACUGGAAUAUGGAUGGACAUUUGUGUGGAAAAGAAGUAGGCUAGUUUGAUCCCUGCCAGCUCCAGCUGUCAUGAGUCCUGGAUAGUUCCCUCUUGAAACAGGACUAGUGUAACUGGGAUAAAGGUCACACUCACUCAUAUGAGUUUGUAAAUGAUACGAACGACCCUGCAAUUCUUUUGAUUAUGCCUGGCAUAUCAUACAUUUGUAUUGUAAAAUAUUGCUGCUGUAUCGUAGAAUGGAUGUUGAACCAAAUAAGUAUCCUGUAGAUUUUUUUGCACAAAUAUUUUUUAGAAGGUCACAGCUUUUUCCUUUUUUUGUCAGAUGUAUUUGUUAGGAAAGUGAUAUAUUUGUAUAUUGUAAAAUAUUUCAGUUGUAAAGUGUGGAAAUUAUUUUUUGUAUUUUAUAAAAUGUACUUAUCUCUGUAAAUCUAGGCUGAAUUUCGUGAGGGUAGUCACUUACAUAAUACCAUUUUUAUUCAAACUUAUUAGAUUUCAGGUUCCCUCCCAGAAAACAACAUUAAAAAAUCUUCUAAAUCAUAUAAUUAA
Messenger RNA from Lepisosteus oculatus (spotted gar), 6697 nucleotides. RefSeq names its product growth regulating estrogen receptor binding 1 (gene greb1). Gene Ontology annotation, biological process: multicellular organism development. The record is from RefSeq and is a predicted model, not a curated record. Lineage: Eukaryota; Metazoa; Chordata; Actinopteri; Semionotiformes; Lepisosteidae.